Messenger RNA from Staurois parvus, 441 nucleotides. NCBI's taxonomy places the organism in Eukaryota, Metazoa, Chordata, Amphibia, Anura, Ranidae. The record is from the annotation of a GenBank genome assembly.
CCCAGGACCCGGGAUUCACUAUAUCUGGUCUCCCAGGACCCUGCAUUCACUAUAUCUGGUCUCCCUGGACCCCGCAUUCACUAUAUCUGGUCUCCACGGACCCUGCAUUCACAAUAUCUGGUCUCCCAGUACCCUGCAUUCACUAUAUCUGGUCUCCCCGGACCCUGCAUUCACUAUAUCUGGUCUCCAGGACCCUGUAUUCACUAUAUCUGGACUCCCAGGACCCUGCAUUCACUAUAUUUGGUCUCCCCGGACCCUGUAUUCACUAUAUCUGGUCUCCCUGGACCCUGCAUUCACUAUAUCCGGUCUCCCAGGACCCCGCAUUCACUAUAUCUGGUCUCCCCGGACCCUGCAUUCACAAUAUCUGGUCUCCCCCACACCCUGCAUUCACUAUAUCUGGUCUACCACAGUACACACAACAUGGAAAUGCAAUUAUUUUAG